Molecule: messenger RNA, 1465 nt
Organism: Phyllotreta striolata
Lineage: Eukaryota; Metazoa; Arthropoda; Insecta; Coleoptera; Chrysomelidae
Source: the annotation of a GenBank genome assembly
CAAAUCACAACGAAAAAGUAUUUUUUAUGUAUAUAAAAGUUUGUUUUUUAGAUCGAUAAGCAUGAACAUUACGUGCACCAUUUGCAGCGAAUUAUUCAUAAACUCUUCCGACAUUUAUUUCACUCAGUGCGGUCACGUUUUCCACUACACUUGCCUCCUUAACUGGCUGGAAAGGUCGCGGACAUGCCCGGAAUGUCGUACGAGGACCACCCAAAAAACCAUACACAAAGCCUACUUCAAUGUCUCGACUCUCGAUCAAACCGCAGACCCUGCUACUUUGCUACACAAAAUAGACAAUUUGAAUUUUUCCUCGACGUUGAAAGACAAGGAGAUUAAAAACUUUAAAGAAGCCAGCGAGAAAUUGACUGAGAAGAACAGAUUGUUGAGGGAAGAAGUGGCCAAGUUAAUGGAUAACGAGAGAAGUUUGGUGUCUUCCACUCAUAUUUUAAAAGACCGCUUGCAGCAUUACAAAUCGAAGGUGAAGGAGACCGAUAAGCUGGUCGAAGAGAUAUCCAAUUUGAAGGGCGUUAUUAGAAGUAUGGAAAAUGCGGAGAAAGUUAUUCACGGAACGAGGGCGCAGGUCGAAGAUUUGCUGAGAAACGAGCACAAUUCCGAUGCCUUGGCCCUGUUAGCAGCCACUUUAAAAAAGGCUCUUUUGGAUUCCGAAAAGAAAGCUAGAGACCUGGAUUACAACUUCAAAAAGCUGAAAAACGAAUACGCGAAGUUGAAUAGAACUUAUACCAAAGCAGAAGCCGAAUUAGUGGAUGUUAGGAAAAAAUUGCUGGACAUGAAAAUCAAAAACGAAAGUAAAGCUUUAAGAAAGAGGCAGAAAUUAUCUGAAGAAAAUAACAUCAUUCUUACUGAUCCCGAGAAGGAUAAUGCCUCCUUAACACCACCAUCAGAAUGUGACUCCACAGUCCAAUUGUACAGUAACCAAAGCAAAGACAUUAGCUUAAAUGAAUCUCUAAUCAUACCUAAACAAGCGGAGAAUGUUACAAACGUAGUCAACGCAGAUUCCCCGUAUUUACCAGUAAAAAAAAACAACUACGGAUCUCUUACUUUAAAUAAGCUACCUCUAAAAGAAAAGUAUUCUAUAUUCAAGUCGAGCCAGCACUUGUCGGAUACUAAAGUAGAACCGAAGAAGGACAUAUUUUACAACGGCUUGGGAGCAUCACAGAAAGAGGAUAAAUUUCCUUCGGCCAAAUCUACUGGAAACGGUUCGAAGAGAAAACCCAAUUCCGGUUUAUUGCCGUCGAAGAAAUUCAAGAAACUCGCCCCUACCAGCAGCUCGAAUACCAAAAUUACAGAUUUUGUUGACUUGAGUGGUUAGCUACCACAGAAAUUGCUAUAAUCAUCGUAAUUAUUUCGUAUACACUGUUUUCGAGAGAUAUUCUAUGAACACAACAGUACUCUUACAGUGUACAUUCGAGUUCAGGAAAAUAUUGUUCUACAACCAACAUUCGCC